Messenger RNA from Aspergillus wentii DTO 134E9, 381 nucleotides. RefSeq lists its product as uncharacterized. The transcript is spliced from 4 exons. Gene Ontology annotation, biological process: maturation of SSU-rRNA; mRNA splicing, via spliceosome. NCBI's taxonomy places the organism in Eukaryota, Fungi, Ascomycota, Eurotiomycetes, Eurotiales, Aspergillaceae. The coding region runs from base 1 to 381 and encodes 126 amino acids. Gene Ontology annotation, cellular component: small-subunit processome; box C/D methylation guide snoRNP complex; U4/U6 x U5 tri-snRNP complex. The record is from RefSeq and is a predicted model, not a curated record. Gene Ontology annotation, molecular function: RNA binding.
AUGUCUGGAGAGCCCAAUGCCGCCUGGCCCAUCGCCGAUGAGGCCCUCACUCAGAGUCUCCUGGACCUCGUCCAGCAGGCCUCUCACUACCGCCAGCUGAAGAAGGGUGCCAACGAAGCCACCAAGACCCUCAAUCGCGGAACCGCUGAGCUCGUUAUCCUCGCUGCCGAUACCUCUCCUUUGGCUAUUCUUCUUCACUUGCCUCUCCUUUGUGAAGACAAGAAUGUUGGAUACAUCUACGUCCCCAGCAAGCUUGCCCUGGGUCGCGCGACCGGUGUGUCUCGUCCCGUAAUUGCGGCCAGUAUCACCACGAACGAGGCCAGUGACCUCAUGGGCCAGAUCAGAGCUAUCAAGGACAAGGUUGAGAGACUCAUGAUCUAA